This is a messenger RNA of Mercurialis annua (annual mercury), 1989 nucleotides long. Its product is annotated as tubulin-folding cofactor E. Lineage: Eukaryota; Viridiplantae; Streptophyta; Magnoliopsida; Malpighiales; Euphorbiaceae. Gene Ontology annotation, molecular function: protein binding. The transcript has 15 exons. The record is from RefSeq and is a predicted model, not a curated record. The coding region runs from base 164 to 1768 and encodes 534 amino acids.
AUAUUUCAGAAGGGUGUUUUGCCAAAGGGGUGAAUUGAUCUUUUGUUCAUCUUCUAAUUAAAAUCGUAACCCAUAACCGCUAAAAAGAAUGAGUAAUCCGAGACCCGGUUAUUCAAACUGACAAACCAGUAGACACGGUAACAGCUACAGAGAGCUACAGAAAAUGCAGGAUUCCAUCACUGAGUCAUUCAAACUCGGGCAGCGAGUCCACUUAGCAAAAGAUCCUAGACGAGUUGGCACAGUGAAGUACAUUGGAGCCGUAGAAGGAUAUUCAGGCACAUGGGUUGGCGUCGAUUGGGACAAUGGAGAAGGGAAACACAAUGGAUCGCUUAACGGUGUUCAAUAUUUUCAAGCCAACUCGGAACGAUCCGGGUCAUUCGUUCGGGCCCAGAAUCUAAGUCCGGGAGUUUCCCUUAUAGAUGGUCUGUAUCUCAGAUACAAAGGGGAAUCAACUCAAGAAGAAGAGGAUGAAAUGUAUGUGCUUUCAGCAAGUAACAGAAAGGUAUCUGUGGAAUUUGUUGGAAAGGAGAAAAUAAAGGAUAAAUUGAGUAAAUUUGAAGGAUUGAAGAGUGCUUCUCUGCCUUUUUUGGGUGUAAGCUGUCCUGGAUCACCUGAAAUCACCAAUUUGGUGCCAAAUUUGAAGGAGCUAGACCUGACAGGAAAUUUACUUUCCGAAUGGAAGGAUGUUGGCACCAUAUGUGAGCAAGUGCCAGCUCUUUCAGCACUCAAUCUGUCUUAUAAUUUGAUGUCACAGAACAUUGAUGAUCUACCCCAACUUAAAAACAUCCGUAUUCUAGUGCUGAACAAUACUGAAAUAAAUUGGACACAGGUUGAAGUUCUUAAUCAUUUAUUGCCAGUGAUUGAGGAGCUGCAUCUAAUGGGGAAUGGCAUCACUACAUUAAAAACAGAAUCUUCUUUAAUUGUUCAAGGAUUUGAUACUUUGCGGCUUCUGAAUUUGGAAGAUAAUUGUAUAGCUGAAUGGACCGAAAUUUUAAAGCUUUCUCUACUAAGAAGUUUGGAGCAGCUUCAUUUGAACAAGAACAAAUUGAACCAAAUAUUUUACCCAGAUGCCAGUGCAAUUAAAAAGCUACUCAGUGGGUCAGAAUCUAAUGUUCAAGUUCCUUUUCAAAGUUUGCGUUCCCUUCUCUUAGGAGGUAACAACAUUGAGGAUCUGGCCUCAGUUGACUCACUAAAUUCAUUCCCCAAAUUGGUGGAUAUCAGGCUUUCUGAAAAUCCAAUAACUGAUUCUGGAAAAGGUGGUAUCCCAAGAUUUGUUUUGAUAGCACGAUUAUCAAAAGUUGAAAUGCUGAAUGGAAGUGAGGUUACUCCUCGUGAAAGGAAGGACUCAGAAAUUCGAUAUGUUCGGUUAGUUAUGUCAAAGCUGCAGGAUACUCCAGAUCAAAUCAAAAAAUUGCAUCCCAGGUUAGCUGAGCUUAAGGCUUUCCAUGGCAUUGAAGAUGAGAGGCCAUCUAUUGGAACAUCAGGCCCUCAGAAAAUGGCUUCUGGACUUAUGUCAAUCACCAUGAAAUGUGUGGGUGCGUCCAUUGGUGAGAAACCUCUCAUAACAAAGAAAUUACCUGCAACUACAACGGUUGGCAAGCUAAAAAUUCUUUGUGAAAGCUUUUUCAAGCUCAAGUCUGUCAAGCCAAAACUGUUUCUUCAGGAAGAGGGUUCCCCACUACCUUUAUUGCUGGAUGAUGAAAUGGCAACGUUGAUGGAUAUCGGAGUCGGCAAUGACUCGACCAUUCUUGUUGAUGAAGAGAGUUGACAGUCGACAGGGAAAUUAUAAUGAACUAACUAUGAUCCUUCGCUGUGAAUUAUAAAAGCGAUACUUUCAACAUUAUAUGCCCAUGUUAGAGUUGCUUCAAUUUUCUUCUAAUAGAUCCAUGCACGAGUUUCUUCCAUUUCUUGCAUGCAUGUGAGCCAAAAUGAUUGUUUAUGUAUUCCGUUAUUUCAAUGCUGAGAAUUAAAAUCUUCAUUGUUCUGGCA